UAAAGAUAAAUUUUAAACGUUGCGUGAACGUUUGUGUGAAUGAAGGUUUAAAAAUAAAAAAAAUAAACAGUAUAAACUAGACGUACAAAUAUGUCUUCCGUGGUUUUUAAAGAAGAAGCAAAUACUUCAUACAUUAAGAGGCUAUGUCUUCCUCUGGUUUUUUCGUUUCUGUUCAUCUGUUUACUAUCUUUCGUUGGUUAUAUGUACAUGAGUUCAGAGAAGAAAUUGGAAGAGGGGCUUGAAACAUUGCAGACCAAAGAAGAUCACUUAAAUGAAUUGUUAUCACAAGUAUCGGAUUCCGAUCCAACCGAUCAGAAAAAAUUCCGCCUUUACGCCGAGCUGUUGUCGAACUACACGAAAAUAUUUCAACAGUUCAAAAAAGAAACAAGGAACCAAACUGUUGUUGCAAAGACUCUUGGGAAGAAGCCAUUUGCAGCUGUCCAGAUGGUCGGUAGAAAUUACCAAAAGCAGCAAUCACAGGAAGAUACUGCUAUCUAUAAUUGGAAGACGACGUUACAAACUGGUAAUAUAUCAAGUUUUCAAGAUUCUUACAUUAUCAUAAAAACUCCUGGUUACUACUAUGUCUACGCACAGAUGUUCUUUUCCGGAAAUAAGCACUUCCGCAAAGACGUUCUGCAUUUUUAUGUCAGAAAAAAUCGUCAGUCGAGAAUAAUAGUUGCAACCGUCCCUCGCAGUGCAUGUCAAACGUACUGUACCAAAUACAUUGCGCGUAUCGUCAAACUGACGAAAGAUGAUGACCUUUCAAUAGCUACUGCAGAUAGCGGCAUCAAUUUUAGCAUGUCUCCCGAUAAAGCUCAAUUCGGAGCAUACUUAUUGAUGAAAGGGUAAAAUGUUCAUCGAAACAAUAAUUUCAUGCAGCAGGCUAGCUCGGUCUUGUUUUCUAAACGAUACCAAAUUUAUACAAUCACCCCACCAAUAGAUAUUAAACAGCUGUUAAAGCUAUUAAACCAUUGCUGAAGAAUUAGCCUGCGCGCUGAAUAUUAAACGAUAGAUUAGAUAGUAUAAAUAAAAUAACUACCACAUAAUUUUGCGCAUGAUUUUGUCUAAACUGUUAAAGUGGGCGGGAUGCAAAAGAAGCAAUCGUUUAUAUCAAAAUCAGUGUUUUCACGUACAAGUAGAGGGAAGUAGUAGUAGCUAUUAGAUAACAAUAAGGUAGAAUGAAAUAUUUUAGACACACAAGUUUUAGCAUGUAUUUGUGGUACGAGAAAAUGUUUGUAACAAGACAACAAUUUUUAAAAAAAAGAUUUUUAUUGUACUU
This is a messenger RNA of Hydractinia symbiolongicarpus, 1279 nucleotides long. RefSeq lists its product as uncharacterized. Gene Ontology annotation, molecular function: tumor necrosis factor receptor binding. The transcript is spliced from 4 exons. The record is from RefSeq and is a predicted model, not a curated record. Gene Ontology annotation, cellular component: membrane. Gene Ontology annotation, biological process: immune response. The coding region runs from base 91 to 849 and encodes 252 amino acids. Lineage: Eukaryota; Metazoa; Cnidaria; Hydrozoa; Anthoathecata; Hydractiniidae.